Molecule: messenger RNA, 1860 nt
Organism: Dothidotthia symphoricarpi CBS 119687
Lineage: Eukaryota; Fungi; Ascomycota; Dothideomycetes; Pleosporales; Dothidotthiaceae
Exons: 2
Coding region: 67-1599 (510 amino acids)
Biological process (GO): regulation of alternative mRNA splicing, via spliceosome; mRNA cis splicing, via spliceosome
Cellular component (GO): U2 snRNP; U2-type prespliceosome; catalytic step 2 spliceosome
Molecular function (GO): RNA binding
Source: RefSeq, a predicted model, not a curated record
CUAGCUUCUAGCUUGCAGCUUGUCCUUCAGAACCUCUGCCGCCAACAGCAACACCAAACCGACGCGAUGGCUGCUCCCAACAACGGUGGACCCGCUUCCGGCGCCUACGAGCUUAGUGUAAAGCCUCCAUCGGACCUCGUCAUACCUCCACCGAACGUGCGCGAGAAUGUCGCCAAAACUGCCGAUUUCAUCGACCGUAGAGGCGACGCGAAGUUGCCGGACAUGGUACGGCGCGUCUCUGCCGAUUCAAAGAGCAACCUGCAGUUCGUAUUGGAGGGUGACCCAUACAACCCAUACUUCCUCUGGUACCUUCAGCAACUCAAGGACGGCAACGGACCCUCCAACAAAACUGCCCAGCCGGUGGUAGAUAACACGCCCAAGGGACCUCCGGAGCCCGUCAAAUUCCGUUUUUCCGCGCGCAUGCCUAACAUUAGCGCCAAGGACCUCGAGGUGGUGAAGUUGACUGCGUUGUAUACGGCGCGCGUUGGUGAGAACUGGCUGAAGGAGUUGCGCAAUCGUGAGUCUGGCAACUUCCAGUUCGACUUCCUCCGACCGAACCACAGCUUCUUCCAGUUCUUCCGAUCGCUUGUCGACCAGUAUAAGAUACUUCUCGAAGAAGAGCAGACGGUCGAGGUCCGCAUCGAGGAGCUGCAGCAUAACAUCAAGAACCGAUUUCAUGUUCUAGACCGAGCGAAGCAGCGCGCCGAGUAUGUCAAAUACGUGACGGCGCAGAAGGAGAAGGAGGAGAAGAAGGCCGAAGAUGAGAAGAAGGAGUAUGCGACCAUCGAUUGGCAUGACUUUGCCGUCAUUGCUACUGUUUUGUUUGAUGAGGCCGAUGACGCAGCAGAUCUCCCUGCGCCCGCGCUCUUGAACGACCUGCAAUCUCAGUCGCUCGAACAGAAAGCUAUGGUGUCGCUGUCAACAAGGCGCCUCGAGGAAGCCAUGCCCGACGAGACAACUUACUACAACGUGACGCAGCACUCGAUUCCAACACAACACAACUACGCCCCGGCAGCACCGCCUGUGCAGCCCCUCUACCCAACAUAUGCGCCUCCGCCUGAUUAUAUGCCAACGGCACAACGGGCGCGCGAGGAGGACUUGGCCCGGUUGGCGAGAGAGCGCGAGGCGGAGAGCGACCAGAGAGCUCGCGCAAUGGCUGCGGCCAGGGGAGCCCCUGGUCGCAUUGUUGCAGACUAUGUUCCCCGCACAGCUGCAAAGAAAGCCAACACACACAUGGCGGUGUGUCCUAACUGCAAGCAGAACAUACCUGCGAACGAGAUGGACGAGCACAUUCGAAUUGAACUGCUUGAUCCACGCUGGAAGGAGCAGCGAGAUAAGUCCGAGGCUCGAUACUCAACGACGAUUAACACAGCCGAUGUUGCAAACAACCUCAAGCGCUUCGCCAGCCAGCGCGACGAUAUUUAUGAUGGCGCCACUGGCCAACCCAUAUCCGCCGAGGAGGAUGCCCGAAGAAAACGAGCAGCAGUGUCAUAUGACGGACAACCGGAUCCAGCCAAAGACGCUGCUCGACUUCAACAAAUGCAGUCCAUGAAUGUACAAGAACAGCUUCGAAGGAUUCAAGAAAAGCAUAGACAAUGAGAGAGCCUAGGAUUGCGUAUCUCUCACUGAUCGCUUGAUGUCACCAAUUCUUUGGCUCGCCAUCUCGAGUAUCGUAGUCUUUGAUUUCUCAAACGUUAAGGCAUGCGAGAGCCGCUCAUUGCAUAGGGCGGAGUCUGGGAGUUUGGGAGUACUGUGCGAACAUGUGUAUACCCAAGGAGGGUGCGAAAAGCGCAUUUCAUUGUAUAAUAUUUUCAGGAUGAGCCUUAGCAUCAAAUGAGCAUUGACCAAUGUGCAUUCAAC